AUGAUACCGCAAGAGACUUUGGCUUUCAAAGAAAGCCGGCGAUUCAUCCUGGAUAACUGGGGGGCACCUUACAAAUUCGCUGUCAACGUGCAUUCGAAGCCAUUCUCAGAGGCGCCAGACUCCGUUAUUGGAGCGCUCAAGAGAAUGCAAUGGGCUGGUCAAACGUCAGUCGCCAUAACCAACGAUGCCAUGGACGCCUAUGCCCAACUACCCGACUACAGCGAGAUGGCCCGAUGUGCCACCCUCACCGAGGACUUCGCUGACUUCAACGAGCUCCUUUCGAUCGGAUACAUGGAGGAAGACAAGAUUAGUUAUCAUGACGACGGCGAAGACACCCUGGGGCCCACUGUAGCCACGCUCUCUCUGGGAAGCCCUGCCUUGAUGACCUUCAAGAUGAAAAAAGCCUACGCUGGCAAGGAAAAGAAGGCUCUCCAGCUUACGAUAUUCCACGGCGACCUGGUGGUCAUGCAUGGUACCCGCAUUCAUCAGGCGUACCUGCACGAGGUUGUACCAAAAGGCAAACGUCGUUUUGCGUUGACUUGCCGAAAGAUCGUGCUCGAGAACAUCGAGGACGAUGAUAUUCGAGCCGAGGCCGUCCAGAACAGCAUGCUUCCAGAGGUCUCACAGCUCUGGGACUAUCCGAAGGCCGAAGAUGGCGAAGGUCGUGAAACGACUGCCCACUCUUCGAAGCGUGCCGCUGAUGAGUCUCAAAGCACCACGUCUCGCGCUGCGAAGCGAUGCAAGACCACGGCUUGA
Molecule: messenger RNA, 756 nt
Organism: Colletotrichum spaethianum
Lineage: Eukaryota; Fungi; Ascomycota; Sordariomycetes; Glomerellales; Glomerellaceae
Exons: 4
Coding region: 1-756 (251 amino acids)
Biological process (GO): DNA repair
Source: RefSeq, a predicted model, not a curated record